AAAAAACACAAUGCUCUAUAAAAAUCUGAAAGAAAAGGAAGAACUACCAUCAGAUCCUUCAUAGCAUUCUCUUAGCGAGCCUCACCAUGGUAGCCAUGAGUCCCGUGUUUUGUUUCGGGAUCUUUGGUCUCCUUUGUGCCAACUAUGUCUCCUCUUCCUGUAUCACAGAGGAUAAUGAAAACAAAGGCUUGAAAGAGACGUCUUGUGUUCGACUUGCCUUAACCAACAUCCCAAAGAAGGAGAUACCCCAAGAUACCGGCAUUCUUAUCAUGAGUUUUAAUAACCUGAAGGCCAUCUCCACCUCGACCUUCAAAGGGAUGAAACGGCUGGUGGAGCUGGACUUAUCACACAAUGCUUUGACUAGCUUUAAGGUGGACCUUCCGAUCAUGUUACAAGAAUUAAAUCUGGACAAUAACUCAUUCAAGAGUAUCCCAGAUCUGUCCCAACUGUCCAGCUUAACCAAGCUAGUCCUGUCCAACAAUCACAUUUCCACCAUCCCUGACUCGGCAUUCAAGGGACUGAAUAACCUGAAGGUGUUGAAGCUCCAGAAAAAUACCAUCAACUCGCUUUCAGAAGAGGUUUUUCAUGACUUGAAAAGUUUAGACCAUCUGGAUUUAUCGCACAAUCAGCUGUGGGAACUUCCAAACCAUCUCAUCCUCAACCUUGUCCAUCUCACAAAAUUUUCCUUGGCAGAAAACAAACUGACAAACAUUCCAGACGAAUUCUUUGAUGGCCUGAAUUCUCUUGCUUAUGUGUAUCUUGACAAGAACCCGUGGAACUGCAACUGUGCCCUCCGCUAUUUUAAGGAAUGGGUGGAAGAUAAUGGGUAUAAUAUCUAUACUAUACUGCCUGAUGGAUUUCCAAUUAAUGACGAGAAAAGUGUUCUCUGCUCUGACAAGACCCCACUUAUUGAACAUAAUAUGGAUGCAUGUAUUGGUAGGGACCUUGGUGAUGCCGACCAACAUAUAACAGAACCAUGGAUAACGACAACGAAGUCUACAAGAGUCCCUUUGGCAAAAACUACACCUGUGCUGACCACAGAAAAGCAUCCAACGUCAGAUACUACAACUACAAAAAGCAGAAGAUUGACAAAACCAAUCAUGACUUCAACAAAACAGCCAGAGACAACUCCAACAGCCGACUUUAGCCCCACCAAGGUUGCCACGAGCUCUGUGUUUUGUUUCUGGAUCUUUGGUAUCCUUUAUGGCAACCGUGUCUCCUCUUCCUGUAUCACAGAGGGUAAUAAAAGUAAAGGCAUGAAAGAGACGUCUUGUGUUCGACUUGCCUUAACCAGCAUCCCCAUAAAGAAGAUACCCCAAGAUACUGGCAUUCUUACCCUGAGUUUUAAUAACCUGAAGGCCAUCUCCACCUCGACCUUCAAAGGGAUGAAACGGCUGGUGGAGCUGGACUUAUCACACAAUGCUUUGACUAGCUUUAAGGUGGACCUUCCAAUUAUGUUACAAGAAUUAAAUCUGGACAAUAACUCAUUCAAGAGUAUCCCAGAUCUGUCCCAACUGUCCAGCUUAACCAGGCUGGUUCUGUCCAACAAUCACAUUUCCACCAUUCCUGACUCGGCAUUCAAAGGACUGAAUAACCUGAAGGUGUUGGAGCUCCAGAAAAAUACCAUCAACUCGCUUUCAGACAAGGUUUUUUAUGACUUGAAAAGCUUAGACCUUCUGGAUUUAUCGAACAAUCAGCUGUGGGAACUUCCAAACCAUCUCAUCCUCAACCUCGUCCAUCUCACAAAAUUUUCCUUGGCAGGAAACAUACUGACAAACAUUCCAGACAAUUUCUUUGAUGGCCCGAAUUCUCUUGCUUAUGUGUAUCUUGACAAGAACCCGUGGAACUGCAACUGUGCCCUCCACUAUUUUAAGGAAUGGGUGGAAGAUAAUGGGCAUAAUGUCUAUACUAUACUGCCUGAUGGAUCUCCAUUUAACGAUGAGAAAAGUGUACUCUGCUCUGACAAGACCCCACUUAUUGAAUAUAAUAUGGAUGCAUGUCUUGGUAGUGACCAUGGUGACCUUGGUGAUGUGGACCAACAUAUAAUGACACCAAAAAGUAAAGUCACACAAGCGCUGCCAACCACUGCCAAGACAACAGAACCAUGGAUAACGACAAUGAAGACCACAAUGGUGACGUUCGCAAAAACGACACCUGUGCUGACCACUGAGGAGCAUCCAACAUCAGUUGCUACAACUACAAAAAGCAGAAGAAUGACAACACCAAUCACGACUUCAACAAAACAGUCAGAGACAACUCCAACAGGCAUGCCAACUUGGACAACAAGAAAAGUUACCACAAAAACAUAUAAGACUACUUUGAUGACAACUGCUGAACAAAGGAGAACGACUCCACAAACCACAGAAGUGCCAACAUCUAUUUCUUCAACGACCACUUUGCACCCAACUUCUACUCUUGCCACCACAGUGAAGGUGGAACCCAGUACAAUGCUAACCACCUCCACUGUGUCACCACAAAAACAUCUUACAGAAACAUCGCUGAUGUCUACUGAGAAUCAGUUAUUAUACACCAUGCCACCAGCAGAAAAUUCCCGAGCAGAAGCCCACGGCAUGUCAUGGCUGAAGUACAAGAUUCUCAAAAACUGCUGCUUCCUCCACCUUGUCAUCUAUAUUUUCGGUAUACUUCUACUUAUAGCCCAGAUGAUCCUAUCAGCAUGCCUGUUGGUUUAUACCCAUACACAUCUCUAUAGGCAUUAUCAGGCCCUCACGGAGAAAUUACCAAACAUACGGCUGAUCCGGUACAGCCUGCGAGCCCCAGUGAGUGAGGGUACAAUACUGCUUGUUCACGAUAAGGUUAUGGAAUCCAACUUCAGUGACCAGUCAUUCUCUGGGGUGACGAGAAUGUUGGUGCUGGAGGCCAAUACCAGGGACCAAGCAAGAUUAUACACCUCGGCCAUUCUGUAGUGAUUGGAGUAUACUAUGCUGUAUUAUAGCAAAAGGUUUAUAUAUGCUGAAAACACAACUACUUAUUAAAAAUGUUACCUCACAUGAACGCA
Molecule: messenger RNA, 3016 nt
Organism: Rana temporaria (common frog)
Lineage: Eukaryota; Metazoa; Chordata; Amphibia; Anura; Ranidae
Product: platelet glycoprotein Ib alpha chain-like
Exons: 5
Coding region: 87-2924 (945 amino acids)
Molecular function (GO): protein binding
Source: RefSeq, a predicted model, not a curated record